AGAGAGAGAGAGAGAGAGAGUGAGCAGAGGGGAGCGUGAAGGGGGGGGGAGAAAGAGCGAGGGAUAACAGUCGAUGGAUGCUGCUUGGACGCUCUGGUCGGUACAAUCUUCAGUGACAAGGACCGGAGAGCUGCAGGGAUGGAUGGGAAGGGAAGACACAUUCCUCCAGCCAUUCAUUGGUGCGAGCGGGGAAUUCAGGUGCUUCUCACCACUGUGGGAGCAUUUGCAGCCUUCGCCUUGAUGACCGUGGCCAUUGGCACGGACUACUGGCUGUACGCUCGGGCCUUUAUCUGCAACAGCACUGCCAACUCCUCUCAGGAUGACCCCCACAACAAGGACAAGAAGGAUCCUGGAGCCCUCACCCACUCCGGCCUCUGGAGGAUUUGCUGCCUGGAAGGAUUGAAGAGAGGAGUAUGUUCCCAGAUUAAUCAUUUCCCAGAUGAUGCUGAUUAUGAUCAGGAUGCUGCAGAGUACCUUUUACGUGUAGUCAGGGCCUCCAGUAUAUUUCCUAUCCUCAGUGCCAUAUUAUUGCUGCUAGGUGGAGUGUGUGUGGCUUCUAGUCGGUUCUACAAGACCAAAAGACACAUCAUUUUGGGAGCAGGCAUUUUGUUUGUAGUGGCAGGCCUGAGCAACAUCAUAGGUGUCAUUGUAUACAUCUCGGCGGCGCUCAGUGAUAUCUCUCCCAAAAAGGACGAGGACAAGAAGUGGCAUUACUCUUACGGCUGGUCCUUCUACUUUGGAGGCCUGUCAUUCAUCCUGGCGGAAGUGGUGGGCGUGCUGGCCGUCAACAUCUACAUCGAGCGCAACAAAGAACUGCGCUGCCGCUCGCGCACCGACCUCUUCCGCAGCACGACCUCAGCUGUGUUACGCCUGCCGGGAUACCGCUUCCGCCGGCGCUCCUCCCGCUCCAGCUCGCGCUCCACAGCGGAGCCCACCCGCUCCCGCGAGCAGUCCCCCACCUCCGCCAUCGCUCCCAAGAACUUCGGCCCGCCCCUGGCCGCCGGCCCACCGCCCUUUUCGGUAGCCACGCUUCCCAAUCCGCACACGCACUCCGGAGGUGGCAUGGGGGAUAUAUCCAUGUACACGCUCGGCAGGGAAGGUAAGCCGCCCAUGUACGGUACAGUCGACCGUGACACGCUCUACCAGCUGCACAAUUACUUUCCGACGAAGGAGGGUGGCGGCGGAGCGCUCAUGACUGGAACGCUUCCUUCUCUUUCCAAGUCGAACCUGGCUGCGUCGACCAAUGCCACCCUCAACACCUCGUCUUCCUCUGGCCCCCAGCAGGCACCGAUGUCCGCCGGCUCCUCCGCCACCAUGGAGAGGGAUCGAGGGCUGGGAACCUUGGAUCGGCUUGGUAAAGGAGACAGUUCAAACACUAACACUCUCAACAGGAGAACAACACCUGUGUAACGAAAGGCUGGAGGGGUAGGGAAGAGAGUGACGGGGAAAACAAGCGAUCACAUGAACUGGAAGUAAAGCGGGAACAGGGGAAUGGGA
Molecule: messenger RNA, 1497 nt
Organism: Cyprinus carpio (common carp)
Lineage: Eukaryota; Metazoa; Chordata; Actinopteri; Cypriniformes; Cyprinidae
Gene: cacng8a
Product: voltage-dependent calcium channel gamma-4 subunit-like
Exons: 5
Coding region: 139-1410 (423 amino acids)
Source: RefSeq, a predicted model, not a curated record